Molecule: messenger RNA, 792 nt
Organism: Talpa occidentalis (Iberian mole)
Lineage: Eukaryota; Metazoa; Chordata; Mammalia; Eulipotyphla; Talpidae
Product: caspase-7-like
Exons: 5
Coding region: 16-744 (242 amino acids)
Biological process (GO): apoptotic process; proteolysis
Cellular component (GO): cytoplasm
Source: RefSeq, a predicted model, not a curated record
UCAUGCCAGUAUAACAUGGAUUUUGAGAAGGUGGGCACGUGCAUCAUCAUAAACAACAAGAACUUUGACAGAAGCACAGGCAGGGGCCCCCGAAAUGGAACGGACAGAGAUGCUGAGGCCCUUCUGAAGUGCUUCCGAAACCUGGGUUUUGACGUGACUGUCCAUAAUGACUGCUCCCGUGCCAAAAUGGAAGCUGUGCUGAAGGAAGUUUCUGAACAGGACCACAAAAAUUCAGCCUGCUUCACCUGCAUCUUACUGAGCCAUGGAAAAGAAGAAGGUUUAAUUUAUGGAACUGAUGGCUUGACAUCAAUAAAGGAGUUGGCAGCCCAUUUUAGAGGAGAUAGAUGCAAAACCCUUGUAGAGAAACCGAAGCUCUUCUUCAUUCAGGCUUGCCAGGAGACAGAGCUGGACAACAGCAUCCAGGCUGAUUCGGGGUUUGUCAAUGAAACGGAUGCUCAGCAGCACUACAAGGUCCCAGUUGAAGCCGACUUUCUCUUCGCCUAUUCCACCGCUCCAGGCUGCUACUCAUGGCAGAGCCCAGGAACUGGCUCCUGGUUCAUACAGUCCCUCUGUGACGUCCUGAAUGAACACGGGAAAAGCCUGGACCUCAUUAAAAUACUCACCAGGGUGAACCUCAGAAUGGCCAGGAACUUCCAGUCCAGGACCGACGACCCAGACAUGAGCAAGCAGCAGAUCCCGAGUAUCGCCUCCAUGCUCACCAAGUUGCUCUACUUCCGCAAGUAACCGCUCGAAACACGGCAGCUGAGAAGCAACGGAUCAUUCGUCGACGAA